Messenger RNA from Chelonia mydas (Green sea turtle), 3838 nucleotides. RefSeq names its product galactosylceramide sulfotransferase. Bases 1510 to 2574 code for a protein of 354 amino acids. Gene Ontology annotation, cellular component: membrane. Lineage: Eukaryota; Metazoa; Chordata; Testudines; Cheloniidae. The transcript has a single exon. Gene Ontology annotation, biological process: glycolipid biosynthetic process. The record is from RefSeq and is a predicted model, not a curated record. Gene Ontology annotation, molecular function: galactosylceramide sulfotransferase activity.
UAAUUGAUCUUUAUCUCAUCAUACCAUCUCAUCCAUAAACUUACCGAGUUUAAUCUUGAAGCAAGAUAGGUCUUUUGUACCCACUGCUUCCCUUGGAAGGCUGUUCACUCCUCUGAUGGUUAGAAACCUUCCCCUAAUUUCAAGUCUAAACUUCCUGGUGGCCAGUUUAUAUCCAUUUGUUCUUGUGUCCACAUUGGUACUGAGCUUAAAUAAUUCCUCUCCCUCUCUGAUAUAUUUAUAGAGAGCAAUCAUAUCUCCCCUCAGCCUUCUUUUGGUUAGGCUAAACAAGCCAAGCUCCUUGAGUCUCCUUUCAUAAGACAGGUUUUCCAUUCGUCAGAUCUUCCUAGUAGCUCUUCUCUGUACCUGUUCCAGUUUGAACUCAUCCUUCUGAAACAUGGGAGACCAGAACUGCAUACCGUGUUCCAGGUGCGGUCUUACCAGGGCCUUGUAUAACGGUACUAACACCUCCUUAUCUCUACUGGAAAUACCUCGCCUGAUGCAUCCCAAGGCUGCAUUAGCUUUUUUCCCGGCCAUAUCACAUUGGCAGCUCAUAGUCAUCCUGUGGUCAACCAAUACUCCAAGGUCCUUCUCCUCCUCUGUUACUUCUAAUUGAUGCGUCCCCAGCUUAUAACUAAAAUUCUUGUUAUUAAUCCCCAAAUGCAUGACCUUACACUUCUCCCUAUUAAAUUUCAUUCUAUUACUAUUACUCCAGUUUACAAGCUCAUCCAGAUCUUCCUGUAGGAUAUCCCGGUCCUCUGAAUUGGCAAUACCUCCCGGCUUUGUGUCAUCCACAAACUUUAUUAGCACACUCCCACUUUUUGUGCCGAGGUCAGUAAUAAAAAGAUUAAAUAAGAUUGGUCCCAAAACCGAUCCCUGAGGAACUCCACUGGUAACCUCCCUCCAGCCUGACGGUUCACCUUUCAGUAUCACCCGCUGUAGCCUCGACACACUCCCUGGCAGUUAGUGGCUGCUGGGGCAGUUUUCACAGGAAACAGCCAAGGGCUGGGGCACCCUCCCUGCCAUGGGAGGGCCAGGCCCUGAGCCCCCCAGCAGCUGGCUAGGCCCCAGGCUGAGGGCAGCAAAGCCUACGCUAACAAGUGGUGCAGGCUGGGGGUAAGCACCAGAUACCCCCGCUCUGGCCUUGCCAGCACGGCCUGGCCCGGAGGCCAGCAGCCAGGGGAUUCGUGCAUGCAGGGCCUUGAGGCCAGCCACUAGUGACAGAGGACCGCUGGGCAGAGGACAGGGGUGCGGGAGGUUUACGAUGGAGCAGCACAACCAGGGCCCCAGGCCAGCACUCAGGACACCUGGGUUCUAUUCUCAGGGCUGCAGGCUGAGUCCCCUCCCCCGCCUGGCCCUUUCUCCCAUCCUGUCCACCAGUCGAUUCAGACUCAGCUCAAUGGGGCUGGACCUGGCCGUGCAGCACCUGGGGGCCCUGCUCCAGCAGUGAGGGCCCCUAACCCACCCCCUCUCCCCCACCGCAGGGAGGUGGGUAGAACCAGCCCCACUGAGAUGCUGCGGGGGAAGAGCUCCGGCCGCCCUCCCCCCAGCGUGGUGUUCGUGAAGACCCACAAGACGGGCAGCAGCACCCUGCAGAACAUCCUCUUCCGCCUGGGCGAGCAGCGUAACCUCACUGUGGCCUUCCCCCGCUACACCUACCAGUUCGCCUACCCCCAGCGCUUUGCUGCCGCCUUCGUGGAGCCGCUGCCGCCGGGCGCCGCCCGUUACAACCUGCUGCUUAGCCACCUGCGGCUGGCAGCCAGCGAGCUGCGCCGGGUCAUGCCCCCGGACAGCCUCUACCUCACCAUCCUGCGCGACCCCGUCCGCACCUUCCAGUCCGUCUUCGCCUACUACCGCAGCACCGUACCCGCCUUCCGGCCCCUCGCCAACCACACCCAGCCCCUGGCUGCCUUCCUGCAGGCCCCGGCGCGGUACUACGACCUGGCAGACGUGGGCAACGGGCUGGCCAGGAACCCCAUGGCCUUUGACCUGGGGCUGGAGGCCGGCGGCGACGAAGGGGGCAGCCGGUGGGACCGGGAGCUGGAGCAGCUGAACCGGACCUUCCACCUGGUGCUCAUCGCCGAGCACUUCGACGAGUCCCUGCUGUUGGCGCGGGAGCUGCUGGGGCUGCGGCUGGAGGAGCUGGCCUAUGUGCGGCUCAACGCCCGCCAGGGGGCCGUGGACGAGGCGUUGGCCCCGGGGCUGGCGCGGCAGAUCCGGGCAUGGAACUGGCUGGACGAACGGCUCUACCGGUAUUUCCAGGCCGUGCUGUGGCGCCGGGUGGAACGUUACGGCUAUAUGCGCAUGAAGGGCGAGCUGGACGCCCUGCGCUUGCUGCUGCGGGAGACCCGGGAGACCUGCCUGGCCGGGGAGGCUGUGGGGCCCGAGGAGACAGCAGACGAGCUGCGGCCCUGGCAGCCUGACACCGCUGCCAUCUUGGGCUACAACCUGCGGCCCAGCCUCCCACCGGCUCAGCACGCCAGCUGCUAUCGCCUGGUGCUGCCGGAGCUGCAGUAUCACGCCCACCUUUACUACCGACAGUACGGCAGGGAGAUGUGCUCCCUGCCAUGUGACUAGUGGGGGACAGGCCAGGGGGCUUUGAUAACCCACCAGUGAGCCCCAGCUGGGCCUCAGGGCCCAGAGCAGCAGCCCAGCCCCCUGGCACUACAGCCCCUCUCUGAGCCACAGCCCGCGAGCAGAGCAGGAGGCAGGACAGCUGGGUUUUCUUCGCUGCUUUGUCACUGCCCACUUCCCGCUCCGGGCCUGCGACUCCUCACCCUUCGCCUAGCUAGAUGGUGAGCCCUUCAGGGCAGCGCUCAGGACCGCAAGCUCAGUGUGUGUAGCGCCCAGCCCAACCCCUCUCCCCUGCCCCACUGGGGGCUGAGCAGCCGGGAGCCCUGUUCUUAGCCGGAUCCAUAGGGCACUGCUGUAGCACACCCUGGAGAAGCUGGAAGUGGCCCUGCCACACCCUAUGUCACACGCACUCCCCAACUUUCUCCUUCCAGCAGGACUUUACCCGAGAGGUCCAAGGAGCGCCUGACGGGGUGGGGGGGUGGGGGGGGGGAAGCAUCCCCGCACACUGUGUCCUGAGCUGGGGGCACCCACAAUAAAUAAACCAGGUCCAUUCAAAACCAGCAGCUGUGGCUCAUGUUCUGACACCGAUGCAGGAAGAGCCUGCUCCGUUGGGCUGCCCUGGGCUAGGGGGGAAUGGGUCAGCUGCCCCAGAAGGGUGCUCAUGGGGGUAGGGAGAGUUCCCUUUCUUAGAGGGUUUCCAGAGCCACCCCUCACUACACACGUUGCACAUAGCUGGUUCGAUUCUCGUCCUAAAGCCCUCUCAGCCUGCCGACACCCCAUAAGCCAUGGGGCCCCUGGCUCCAGCUUUCCUCUGUGCCAGGGCUGGAUUAGAGCAGUGGAGGGGCUGCCUGGUGCCCCCACAGUAGCCCUGUGGCUCUACUCCCGGGACAGCCAUGGGGGAAGGGCCUAGCCCUUCACAUUUGCUAGUAACCACUUCCCGGCUCGGAGGCCUAGUCUCAUUCCCUGUGGUGCGAGGGGUGAUGCACAAGGGCAGUGGUCUUGUGGACAGCAGUGCUAGGGUCCCCUAGGGGAUGCAGGUGUCCCCCCACCUCACAGGAUCAGUGCCUGCGGAUGGCAGCUCCCUCUGGGGACAGGCUGCAGCUGGGCCAUCUGACCUCUGCACUCCGGUUCAGAGGGACAGCGGGGUCAGGCCCUGGCAGCCCAGGAGCCGGCAGAGGGCAGAGCCAGACUCCAGCAGGAAACCACAAAGGACCUGCACAGCCGUCGAUCAGCUUCAGGGAGCGCUACAUCCCAGCAAAGUAACAGG